GACGACCCAAAACUAGACGACUCAGAGGAUAAUUUGCCCAGCAGUAAUAGUAAUAAUGAGCCCAGUGGUACCGAAACCACAUCACCCUACGCACGUGCCAACUUACAGCUGGCAAAGAAGAAGACGAAAGAAAGGCGGUCUUGGCGCCAAGCCGUAAAAGACAUGUACAAUAAUUUUGCUGGCCGUAGCCCGGUCGCUUCUGGGAUACCUGGCGAGAAUGGUGCUCGUAUCAUUCAUGUCAACAACAAGCAAUUAAACACCGAACAAAAAUUCUUACAUAAUAGGGUAACAACUGGAAAGUACAGCGUUAUUAGUUUUCUACCUAGAUUCUUGUAUGAAGAGUUUUCAAAAUAUGCGAAUAUUUUUUUCUUGUUCGUAUCGUGUAUACAGCAAAUCCCUGACAUUUCUCCGACUUCAAGAUGGACCACCCUUGUACCAUUAGUCAUCGUAUUAGCUAUCACUGCUGUGAAAGAAGUUGUCGAAGAUUGGGGUGUUCACAGGUCAGAUGCGGAAUUGAACUCUAAAAAAUCGAAAGUAUUGGAAGGAACUCAAUUUGUCGAGAAGAAAUGGAAGGAUAUAAAAGUGGGCGACGUUGUACGUAUAGAAAGUGGAGAGAACUUCCCGGCAGAUAUUAUUUUAAUCAGUAGUAGUGAGCCUGAAGGGCUUUGUUACAUUGAAACGAGUAAUUUGGACGGUGAAGUGAAUUUAAAAAUUAAACAGGCUUUACCCCAAACGGCAGAUAUUUUGAAUCCCGCAGAUAUGAGUAGACUACAAGGUGUCAUCAAGUCGGAACAACCCAACAACCGAUUGUAUAACUAUGAUGGUGCUUUUUCUUUAACAUCUUAUGGAAGCAAUCAUCGUGACAUUCCAUUAGAUCCUAAUCAACUAUUAUUGAGGGGCGCACAACUUAGAAAUACCUCUUGGAUUUAUGGAAUUGUUGUAUUUACAGGCCACGAAACGAAACUCAUGUUAAAUUCAAGUAAGAAACCCUCCAAGGUAUCAAACGUGACACGAAUUACAAAUCGCAAUAUCAUGUAUCUUUUUUGGAUAUUGGUCGCAAUGAGCAUUGCGGGUGCAAUUGGUGGGCUCUUAUUUACAAUGUAUAAAGGCGAACAAGCUUCAUACUUACCUAUUCAUACCUGGAGUCGUGGUCAAGAAUUUGGAUAUGAUAUUUUGACAUUCUUGAUUUUAUUCAAUUCAUUCAUCCCAAUCAGUUUAAUGGUCACAAUGGAAGUUGUCAAGUUUAUCUUGUCGUAUCUCAUCGAAUGUGACUUGGACAUGUAUUACGAACAUACCGACACACCAGCUACUGCACGCAGCAGCAGUUUGAUUGAAGAAUUGGGCCAAGUUAAAUUUGUGUUUUCGGAUAAGACUGGUACUUUGACAUGUAAUGAAAUGCAGUUCCGUCAAGUUUCUAUUGGUGGAUUAUUCUAUGCCGAUCAAGUUGAUCCGGAUAAACAAGCACGCGAAGGGUCUGAUGACCCGAAUCUGCAGUAUACUUUUGAUCAAUUACAGGAACAUUUAAAUACCCACACUACAGCCAACGUGAUCAAUGAAUUUCUUACCCUAUUGGCUGUAUGCCACACCGUCAUUCCUGAAAAGAAGCAAGACUCAGAUGAAAUCAUUUAUCAAGCCUCUUCUCCUGAUGAAGGGGCUCUUGUUGCCGGUGCCUCCACUCUGGGUUACAAAUUUCACACGCGUAGACCCAACUCAAUCACUUGUACUAUUCGCGGCAAAGAGGCAGAAUAUCAAAUUUUGAAUAUUUGUGAAUUCAACUCUACUCGUAAAAGAAUGUCUGCCAUCGUGCGUGGUCCUGAUAAACGUAUUAAGUUAUACUGUAAGGGUGCUGAUACUGUUAUUUUGGAACGGCUCGCACCUGAAAAUCCUUUUAUUGAGCCUACUUUGAUUCAACUGGAAGAUUGUGCAUCGGAAGGUCUUCGUACAUUAUGUAUUGCUAUGCGCGAAAUCCCUGAAGAAGAAUAUGCUCGUUGGUCUCAAAUUCAAGAAGCUGCUGCUACAACUUUAGUGAAUCGCGCUGAUGAAUUAGAUAAAGCCGCUGAACUUAUUGAAAAAGAUUUGUUCCUUUUAGGUGCUACUGCUAUUGAGGAUCGACUUCAAGAUGGCGUACCCGAUACAAUUCAUACAUUACAAGAAGCUGGGAUUAAGGUUUGGGUCUUAACUGGUGAUAGGCAAGAAACAGCUAUAAAUAUCGGUUACUCCUGUAAGCUUUUAAAUGAAGAUAUGAGUUUGAUCAUCUGUAAUGAAGACAACCACUGGGAGACAAAAAGCUUUUUAGAAAAAAAGCUGAGAGAUGUGAAUGAAGUUAUGGAACGCGGUGAAGAUAUGGAGCCUUUAGCUUUAAUUAUCGAUGGUAAAGCACUAACGUUUGCUUUGGAAAAAGAUAUCGAAAAGCUAUUUUUCGAUUUAUCGGUAUUAUGUAAAGCAGUUGUAUGCUGUCGUGUUUCGCCACUUCAAAAGGCAUUAGUCGUGAAAUGUGUAAAAAAAUUUGACAAUUCGAUUUUAUUGGCUAUUGGUGAUGGUGCCAAUGAUGUUUCUAUGAUUCAAGCAGCACAUGUUGGUGUUGGUAUCAGUGGUGUAGAAGGUUUACAAGCAGCUCGUAGCGCUGAUUUUGCCAUAUCGCAGUUUAGAUUUUUGCGAAAGUUACUGCUGGUUCAUGGUGCUUGGGCGUACCAACGUAUGAGUAAAAUGAUCUUUUAUUAUUUCUACAAGAAUAUUGCUCUUUAUUUAACUCAGUUUUGGUAUGCUUUCUAUAACGGAUUUUCCGGAUCUACGCUUUACGAAUCUUGGACAAUGUCAUGCUUCAACGUCUUGUUCACAUUUUUACCACCCCUUGUGAUUGGUGUUUUCGAUCAGAUUGUAUCUGCACGCAUGUUGGAUAAGUACCCUCAAAUGUAUAUGCUUGGUCAAAGAAAUGUCUUUUUCAACCAAAAGAAAUUUUGGGGUUGGAUUGCAAAUGCUACAUAUCAGUCCAUUGUUUUAUUUUUUUUGGGUGUUGCUGCAUUCAAAUCAGAAGGUGUAUUCAAGGAUGGACUAUUAGGCGGCCAAUGGUGGGUAGGUGCUGCGGUAUUUACGGGUGUUUUAGCGACCAUCUUAUGGAAAGGUGCAUUAAUUAUCGAUUUUUGGACCAAAUAUACAGUGAUUGCAAUGAUUGCAUCAAUGGCCGUUUGGUUUUUAUAUAUGAUUAUUGUGGCUUACAUUGGACCUGCUAUAUCAGUUAACGUAUUACCUGAAUACUAUGGGAUGGUCCCAAUGUUGUGGGGAAAUGCCAAUUUUUGGCUAUUUUUAAUCAUUGUGCCUUUUAUUUGUAAUUUACGAGAUUUUGUUUGGAAAUAUGGGCAACGUGUGUUCUGGCCUAUGCCAUAUCACCAUGUGCAAGAAAUUCAAUACUAUCGAUUGCCUGAUUAUAGACCCCGUAUGGACAGGUUUAGACAAGCGGUGAACAAAGUUCGUCGAAUUCAAAGAUUAAAACGUAGUCGUGGCUACGCUUUCUCUCAAAACGAAUCGGAUCAGACAAAGAUCAUUCGCGCUUAUGAUACAACUGUCCAAAAACCAACAGGUUAAUUUUUGU
This is a messenger RNA of Mucor mucedo, 3589 nucleotides long. RefSeq lists its product as uncharacterized. The transcript has 8 exons. The record is from RefSeq and is a predicted model, not a curated record. Gene Ontology annotation, cellular component: plasma membrane. The coding region runs from base 163 to 3582 and encodes 1139 amino acids. Gene Ontology annotation, molecular function: ATPase-coupled intramembrane lipid carrier activity; ATP hydrolysis activity; ATP binding. Gene Ontology annotation, biological process: post-Golgi vesicle-mediated transport; intracellular protein transport; endocytic recycling. NCBI's taxonomy places the organism in Eukaryota, Fungi, Mucoromycota, Mucoromycetes, Mucorales, Mucoraceae.